CUCAUCCUUUAAAUGUUUUGUUUACAAUUUGCUUAUUCUCAUUUUAAUUAAAUUGCUUUCCUCCGAGAUAAAUUGACAUUAUUUUCAUUUGUUAGCUGUUUCUAAACAAUUUAACGUUUGCAAAUCAUCUUUGAAGCCGGCUGAAAUAUCGAAUCAUAAACGGAUAAAGUAGAUCUGAUCCAUCUCCAGGCAACGUCUAUUAAAUCAAUUUUGCAAAAUAUUUGUGUUGCUCUUAAACUACUCGUGUCUGUAUUUUUCUUGUAAUUGUUUAAAUUGUUCUCUAUCAUGGCAUCCUCAAUCAAAUCAAUGUUCACUCGUCCUGCUGAUGAAUUUGUCAAUGAUCCAGAUGUUGAGAAACUUUGGUCGAUUAAAGCUGUUGAUCAAAUGAUUGUUCACUACAAUCUAAUUUCAAGUGUACCUCCAAGAGAUCUUAAAUUGACAAAAAAGGAUGACAUGAUUUAUGAAACAUUCAAAGAGACUUUUCCUGAUUUUAAAUUAGAUGUAAUUUCAACUGACGAUCUUAAAUCAGAGGAAUCUAAAAACAAAUGGCGACCUUUUUGUGAAACAUUUAAAGGAGAAGUUGAAGAUUAUAAUUUUGCUUCAUUGGUUCGACUUGAUUGUAAGGGUGAUUAUUCGGAAGAAAAUACUGUGGUGGUUCCAAGAAUACAAUUUUUAGCAAUUGAAAUCGCUAGAAAUCGACAAGGCCUUAAUGAUACAGUAUAUCAAGAAAGUCAAAGUAAAAAGCAAAAACAAGACAAAAAUUGAUGUAUUUUUCACUGCGUUACACAGUUGUUGAGCAAUUUUGUUUAAUAAAAACUUUUGUUAAUCUAUCAAA
This is a messenger RNA of Tetranychus urticae (two-spotted spider mite), 835 nucleotides long. RefSeq names its product protein PBDC1. Gene Ontology annotation, cellular component: cytoplasm. The record is from RefSeq and is a predicted model, not a curated record. Lineage: Eukaryota; Metazoa; Arthropoda; Arachnida; Trombidiformes; Tetranychidae.